This is a messenger RNA of Clupea harengus (Atlantic herring), 2062 nucleotides long. RefSeq names its product cytochrome P450 family 19 subfamily A member 1a (gene cyp19a1a). Gene Ontology annotation, cellular component: endoplasmic reticulum. Gene Ontology annotation, molecular function: aromatase activity; iron ion binding; heme binding. The record is from RefSeq and is a predicted model, not a curated record. Lineage: Eukaryota; Metazoa; Chordata; Actinopteri; Clupeiformes; Clupeidae. Gene Ontology annotation, biological process: response to estradiol; female gonad development.
GUGUGUGUUUAAUUGCUAAAUCAUAUAGUUUAUUAUGUCCUUUCCUAUUGUAACAUAUGCUAAAUCAUAUGGUUUGGAAUCGAGUAAGAAGAGUUGCUUUGGAAACUCUUUGGCAAAAUUCUCAAGGACAUGAGAAGUUGGACACGACUCCGAGGCAAGGCUACCCUGGGUUUGUUUGAUAUGUUCCUCGUUUGUUAUGACUUUUGCAUUACCCUGACCUAACUCCUGUCAGUGUCUUUGGUAUAUAAGACUGCCUACUUCAAAACUGAGCCACGCUGAGAACAUCUGAAUCUAAAACCUAGCACUGUUGCAGGGACCUGUUGGUGAUCAUUUAAUAUACAGUUAAAAUGGCAGCGAAACUGUUACAGCCGUGCCUGCACACCAUUGACCAGCUGCAUAUGGACCAGACUAUGAUGGAGCUGUGGAUCGCUGGGCCACUGAACAUGACAAACAGCCUACCUGAGAAAGUGUCUGGGACUACCAGCACACUGCUGCUCAUAAUCUGCCUGCUGGUGGCAUUUUUCAACAGAAAAACGACCUCUGUACCAGGUCCCUCAUUUAAUCUGGGAUUAGGACCGCUACUAUCUUAUUCACGCUUCAUUUGGACGGGGAUUGGAACAGCAAGCAAUUACUACAAUAAAAAAUAUGGAGACAUUGUCAGAGUGUGGAUCAAUGGAGAGGAGACUCUCAUCCUGAGCAGGUCCUCUGCUGUAUAUCAUGUCCUGAAGCAGUCCAAGUACACAUCCAGGUUUGGGAGCAAGCAGGGCCUGCAGUGUAUAGGAAUGGAUGAGAGAGGGAUCAUCUUCAACUCAAAUGUCACUAUCUGGAAGAAGGUCCGAACAUUCUUUGCAAAAGCGCUGACAGGUCCAGGGCUGCAGCGGACUCUGGAGAUCUGCAUGUCCUCCACCAACAAGCAUCUGGAGCAGCUGGAGCAGCUGAGCAGCCCCGAGGGCCACGUGGACGUGCUCAACCUGCUGCGCUGCGUGGUGCUGGACAUCUCCAACAGACUCUUUCUGGGAGUCCCCUUCGAUGAAAAGGAGCUGCUUUUCAAAAUCCAGAAGUAUUUUGACACCUGGCAAACGGUCCUGAUUAAGCCUGAUAUUUACUUCAAGUUUGAGUGGCUUCAUAACAAACACAAGAGAGCAGCUCAGGAACUUCAAGACACAAUUGAGAGCCUGAUUGAGGAGAAACGGGCAAUGCUGGGCUCUACAGAGAAGUUGGACACCAUUGACUUUACUACAGACUUGAUAUUUGCCCAGAGCCGAGGGGAGCUGACAGCAGAGAAUGUUCGCCAGUGUGUGCUGGAGAUGGUGAUUGCUGCUCCAGACACCCUGUCCAUCAGCAUCUUCUUCAUGCUGCUGCUACUCAAGCAGCAUCCUGAAGUGGAGAAGAAAAUUCUGGAAGAGUUGGACACUAUGAUAGGUGACAAGUAUCUUCGCCAUGCCGACCUUCAGAAGCUACCAGUGCUGGAGAGCUUCAUUAACGAGUCGUUGAGGUUCCACCCAGUGGUUGACUUCACCAUGCGCAGGGCAUUGGCGGAUGAUGUUAUCGAUGGCUAUAAAGUGUCCAAAGGAACCAACAUUAUACUGAACACAGGCCGCAUGCACAAGACGGAAUUUUUCAAGAAGCCGAAUGAAUUCAGUCUCGACAACUUCGACGAAAAUGUGCCCAAUCGAUUCUUCCAGCCUUUCGGCUCAGGGCCGCGCUCCUGUGUGGGGAAACACAUCGCCAUGGUGAUGAUGAAGUCCAUCCUGGUGACGCUACUUUCCCGCUACUCCGUGUGUCCACGCCACGACUGCACUGUUGAAAACAUUCCCCAGACCAACAACCUCUCCCAGCAGCCGGUGGAGGUGGAUGACGCCCCUAUGAUGGUGCGGUUCAUUCCACGAAAGCGUUUAAGGAGCAACCCAGGAAAAGCAUAAUGUCUCACUGCUGUACAGUCUUGUGAUGUUUGUUGUAUUUAUCUGCUCUUUGUAACCACUUUAUGAAAUUUGAUGUAAAUGGUGUAUUUUACUGUGUUUUGUACAUGAUUUAUGUAUUUCAGCUGUGUGUUGUAUUAUAA